GGGCAGUAUUUGGGACAUGACCACACGAUAUCAACUACUAGCAAGACAGCCUGAAUGUUGACUUUUUUUUUUUUUUUGACUUCCUCAAUACCUGUAACAAAUGCGAAACCUGUUACAUACCUUUCUUCACGAGGUGUACAUUUUCCUGUUUUAAUUCGCCGAAAUGCUUGCUAGUCACAGAGCCUGUUUGUAAUUAGCUAGUCUAGUUAGCUAACCUCUUUUUUUUAUUCUUCUAGUAGACCUGACUAGCUGCUCGCUAGUUAACAGUAGUUAAAUGAGUAAAAUAGGUGGGUGUACACACAUUUAGGUGCGCUUAUGAGCGGUUAUUAUAAUCUUUAACAGUUUGCAAAACAGUUUGCCGACUAGCAUUACUUUUGCUGUAGUUUAGCAAAGCCGACUAGCGUGCUAGAUAACAGGGAAACUCAUCGCGGUGUUCAGCUGAAUAAAAACAAACUCUGUUGAAACAUGUCAAGCUCUUGUUUUCUACAAAUGUUUAUUUGAUCCUGGCUCUUCUGUGGGAUUGGACCAGCUGGGCUUGCCUUCACUCCCCACGCACAUCACUGAGCCUUGGGCACCCAUGACCCUGUCGCCGGUUCAUCAGGUGUCAUUCCUUGGACCACUUUUGGAAUGAGACAGAAGAAGUAGAAUAAAAUAAGAAAGAUGGCUGUUCUGCAUCUUUUCUUUUUUUGUGGUCUUCUGUCUUUGGCCUCAUGUGUGCCACCUAUCUGGUCCCAGCCUGAGCAGGUGCACAUUUCCUAUCCAGGUGUGGAGGGUUCAAUGGUGAUCACUUGGACAACCUUUGACUACACAGAAAGCGUGGUGGAAUAUGGCCUGUGGGGUGGGAAGCUCUUCAGUCAUACUGCUAAGGGAAACUCCACUCUGUUUAUUGAUGGAGGCUCAGAGAAGCGUCAAAUGUACAUUCACAGAGUCACAUUGCCAGAACUCAGACCUGGGGCUAAAUAUGUCUACCACUGUGGUAGUGAAGAGGGAUGGAGUGAUAUUCUCUUCUUUACUGCUCUGAAUGAUAGCACAAGUUUUAGCCCUAGAUUUGCUCUGUUUGGUGACAUGGGCAAUGAAAACCCUCAAUCACUGGCCAGACUUCAGAAAGAGACACAGGCCGGGAUGUAUGAUGUCAUCCUGCACAUUGGAGACUUUGCUUAUGAUAUGCAUGAGGACAAUGGCAGGAUUGGGGAUGAGUUUAUGAAACAGAUUGAGUCCAUUGCUGCCUAUGUGCCAUAUAUGACCUGUCCUGGUAAUCACGAGUGGGCCUACAAUUUCUCACACUACAAGAGCCGUUUCAGUAUGCCAGGGGAAACUGAGAGCCUGUGGUACAGCUGGAACAUUGGGUCAGCACACAUCAUCUCUUUCUCCACUGAGGUCUACUUCUACCUCGAAUAUGGCCUAGAUCUCCUCUUCAAACAGUAUGAGUGGCUGCAGAAAGACCUGGAGGAAGCAAACAAACCAGAGAACAGGGCUGCAAGACCCUGGAUAAUCACCAUGGCACACAGACCCAUGUACUGCUCCAAUGAUGAUAAAGAUGACUGCACCAAGUUUGAAAGUUAUGUACGCCAUGGACGCAGUGACACAAAGCCGCCAGCUCCUGGCCUGGAGGACUUAUUCUAUCAGCAUGGAGUGGAUCUGGAGCUUUGGGCACAUGAGCAUACCUACGAGAGACUAUGGCCUGUGUAUAAUUACAAGGUGUUUAAUGGGAGUGUUGAUAAGCCAUACGUGAACCCUAAAGCACCUGUGCAUAUCAUUACUGGCUCAGCUGGGUGUCGAGAAAAGCACGAUGGGUUUAUCCCCAAGCCCCGAGACUGGAGUGCCUUCAGAAGUACUGAUUAUGGCUACACACGCAUGCAUCUCAUCAACUCAACACACAUCUACCUGGAGCAGGUCUCUGAUGACCAGUCUGGAAAAAUUAUAGACAGCUUCACACUGAUAAAGGAAGUUCAUGGGCCCGAGGCCUGUCUCUGAAGACUCCAUCAGCUCUGAGAGAGUGAGCACAAUCAAACUUUCAGUCAGCAAAUUGAACUUUAAUACCACAUGUGCUGGGUUUUAGCUUUGGAAAAUGAAUAAAUGGAUACUUAAUGAAAAUUGGACAAUAUGCAUGAGUGCAUGUGAAGAUGAAAAGGAGAUGACUAUUCCAACUGAAACUCUGUCUUGCCAGAUUUACAGUGAGCAAUGUUAGAUAAAUUUACCACAGUGAUGUGGUUUUAAAUUAAAUGCAUCAAUCAUUUGUGCAAGAGACUAAAUCUGAUAUAGAUUUUCCUUUGAAUGAAGGUACCCCAUGAUUCUAGUCUUACCUCAUUUUGUCUAUUUUUUAAAAUGAUUAUAUAAAGAUUAAUCCUAAACACAUUGUUGAAACAUUUUAUAAUCAUUUAUUAAAUGAUUCUGAUGAUCUGGGGAGCUAUUAUGUCUCUGGAACACUUGAAACUCAAUAAAUCUUCCAUUUUUUAAGACA
This is a messenger RNA of Pangasianodon hypophthalmus (striped catfish), 2461 nucleotides long. RefSeq names its product acid phosphatase 7, tartrate resistant (putative) (gene acp7). The transcript has 15 exons. The coding region runs from base 661 to 1974 and encodes 437 amino acids. Lineage: Eukaryota; Metazoa; Chordata; Actinopteri; Siluriformes; Pangasiidae. The record is from RefSeq and is a predicted model, not a curated record. Gene Ontology annotation, molecular function: metal ion binding; acid phosphatase activity.